GGGGUUGACCGGCCCGGGUGACAGACUGGCGGGCGAACGACGUCCACCUCACCUCACCUCAUGCCUUACCACCCCGUCUCACUGCUCUGCGACGGAAUCCCCUCAAUGGUGAUUCGUUCAGUAUUUUCCACCUAAAAUCGAGAAAGACUAUCACCAUAUUCCACCACUUACUUCUUGACCCUCAAGGCCUUUGUUCCAAGUCGUGCUUUCCCUCUGCCAGCACUUGGCGCAUCCUCCCCAUUGUCAACUCGGGAUAUCCAAGGAACCCAACAUAUACAACAUUAAAGGAAAAGCCCAACAGCAAAAACAAUGGCAGCCGGCGGCGCAAAGCUCCAAACCCCCAGCUCCGAGGCCGGCGGAAGCAUUCUAGACAACCCCAAGGCUACUGCGGCGGCGGUAGCGGCCACGCCUGGCUGGAACAACAAGAAGUUUAGAGAAGAGUACGAGUCUUUCAAGGCGAAGCUCCUCGAUCAGAGAUUCGACCCCAAAUAUUUCCCGGACCCGUUACUUCCAAGAAGCGGCUCUGAUCCUCGAAAUAACCCAAAGACGACGCCGGAGGCUGAGCGACGGAUCGACAAGAUUAUCGCCGAGUACAAGGCUAGAAGUUAGAGUGGCGGGAUGCGUUGGUCGCUCGAUGGUCUAAUUUGUCGGUUUGGUUUGUUUAAGGGGAGUGGAGGGGCUGAAGAUAUUCGUUGAUCCAUGCUCGAAUCUGCAACUGAAGUAGGAAAAGGGCGAAAAGAGCAAAAGAAGAUAUUGAAGGAUUGCAACCUCUUCUUUUUUUGAAUGCGUGUAUGAGUGCGCCGUCUGCAUCAACUCUUUGUCUAGCUCGUUUGAAGCCCGAAAUAGAGGGCGAGUUUCGAUAACCUUUUCCGCCUCAAAGGAAACACGUUUCAUUCACCUUGUCGUUCAUUCCAUUGUCA
This is a messenger RNA of Colletotrichum godetiae, 920 nucleotides long. RefSeq lists its product as uncharacterized. Lineage: Eukaryota; Fungi; Ascomycota; Sordariomycetes; Glomerellales; Glomerellaceae. Bases 310 to 609 code for a protein of 99 amino acids. The record is from RefSeq and is a predicted model, not a curated record. The transcript has 3 exons.